ACGGGAGUUAGAAAUCUCUCUUAUUUUGCAAUGUGUUAUGCAGUUUCGUUUAUUAACAGUUUGUUGCUUUUAUUACUUUUAAGAGAGGCAGUAGUUCUGGGCUGUAGUAUUUCAAAAAAAAAAAAAAAAAAAAAAAAACUUUUAACACAGCCAAUGCAUACCAGAAAGUGGACAUAACAAAAUACACCAUUCAAAAGUAUCCAUUGUUUGUGUUAGGGACUGCUAGGCAUGGAUUUGAAAAACUGACUGAUAUUUCAAAUGGGAUGAUAGAAACCUGGCUCAGAAGAACAUUGUUAGCCACAAGUGUGCAAAAUAAAUGAUCUUUGUCUACUCUGGCUGUGUACACAGCUUUCAGUUUUUUUGUGGGGGAAGGAUCAUAUUUUCCUGAGCCACUAGGUGGAAACGGGGAGGAAAGAAAAAAAAACAAACCAAAAAAAAAACAACCCAUGGCACUUAUCUGUUUGUUCUAAUCAUGGCCAGGCCACCAUACAGCAACACCCCAGGAGUACCGCUGCAACUCAAGAUUGAAGUGAGAGAGUUGGAAGCAUUCAGCAGCUCACCCAACAAGCUGCCCCCUGACAGAGCCCUGAGCGAGAUGUACUUGGAAGAGAACAGGACGGGUGCUGCUGUCACCUAUCUGGAUAACACGUAUGAGUUUGCUACGGCUGCUGCUGCCCCUCUCUACAGCCCCUCCAACCUGGUGUAUCACUCUGCUCCCCUGGAAUCCCACAGCUCAGCCCCCGAAGGAAACUUGCAUUCCCAGGGCAACGUACCAACGAGCCCCCUUGUGUUCCUGCCAUCGAACCCACAGCUUUCCCCUUUCAUUCAGCAUCACCACCAUCACAGCCGACAGGUACCCUACUACCUGGAGAAUGACCAGGGCAACUACCGGCUGAGGGAAGCCACCCCUGAACCUAUUUUCAGGCCAAAUAUGGGAGGCAGAUAUCAGGUUGUCAGAGAACAGCUCUCAGACAUGGAGCAGAAAGGCAGUCCAUCCAGCGGUCCGUCCAAAUUGAGCAAGGAGAUGAGGUUCUGUGCUGUGUGCAGUGACUAUGCCUCCGGCUACCAUUAUGGAGUCUGGUCCUGUGAAGGCUGCAAGGCCUUCUUUAAGAGAAGCAUCCAAGGACACAAUGACUACAUGUGCCCAGCUACAAACCAGUGCACCAUCGACAAGAACCGGAGAAAGAGCUGCCAGGCGUGUCGGCUGCGCAAGUGCUAUGAAGUCGGGAUGAUGAAAGGCGGAGUGCGUAAAGACCAUAGGGGGCGACAUAUGCUGAAAGUGAAGCGCAAAGCAAGUGAGCAGGAUGAGAAGAGGCAUGUCAAUGGCCAUAACAGAAGGCUAACUCUGACCCUCGAGCCCACACCUGUCAACAAUGGGAAGAAGAACAGCGCACUGGGUCUAUCGGUGGAUCAGGUCCUCUUCCAUUUGUUAGAAGCAGAACCUCCAACACAGUACUCAAGACAGAACCACAACACACCAUACACUGAGGCUUCUAUGAUACAUAUACUUACCAGUUUGGCUGACAAGGAACUGGUACACAUGAUAGCAUGGGCAAAAAAGAUACCAGGGUUUGUGGAUUUGUCGCUCCAUGACCAGGUACAGCUGCUGGAAUGCUCUUGGUUAGAAAUCCUAAUGAUCGGUCUUGUCUGGCGCUCUGUGGAAUCCCCUGGGAAGUUAAUUUUCGCCCCAGACCUGGCCUUUGACAGAAAUGAAGGAAGCUGUGUGGAAGGAAUGAUGGAGAUGUUCGACAUGCUCAUCGCCACCACGUCUCGUUUUUUUACUCUGAAACUCAAAAAUGAAGAAUACAUGUGCCUCAAGGCUAUCAUCCUGUUAAACUCUGUUUUGAAGAUCGAUUCAAGUGGGCAUCAGUCAAGUGCCUUUCCCUUUAUCUCCAGCUCCAUGGAGACUCUGAAUGACAGCCAGACCAUUCAGCAAUUACUGGAUAAAAUCACAGAUGCUCUUAUCCAUGUCAUCGCCAAAUCAGGCCUACCUCCACAACAACAGUCCAGAAGACAAGCCCAGCUCCUCCUUCUUCUCUCACACGUCCGCCACAUGAGCAUCAAAGGCAUGGAGCACCUGUACACCAUGAAGUGCAAGAACAUAGUCCCUCCCUAUGAUUUGCUGCUGGAGAUGCUGGAUGCGCACCGACUUCAUUGCCCAGGGAACAGUGAGCCAGAAAAGCAACAAGUUGACAAGUGACCACGGGAUGAAUUUGCACACAUAUCUAUGAGAAUUGCAGGCUUGAACCUCAACAGCAUGCUACCUACUCUCACAGCAGGGGCCCGCAUUUCUUUAGCCUUAUCAUCACUGGAAUAAGCACACUUUGGCACUUAAACUGGCAAAAUUGUCUCUCGACAAAAAAUGGCUCAUGGUCCUUUUGUGUUAGUGUUUCAGAUUCACAACCAAUGCCUUUGAAUCAAUGAGGGUUUUGCAAAGAUCAGCUUCUUUAAUGGAAGUCUGGAUCCUAUAUUUAAUUUCAAUUAACUGGAAUUUUAGGCUAGCAGUGCUGCGUUUAGGAAAUGGAAUACUUGCUCAUUAAGAAAAUCAGACCCAAGUAUGACAACCAAUGUGGUCAUUGCAACUGCUAGUUCACACUUUUAGUAAAGUGCAUUAUUAGUGCAUAGAAUAUGAUGCAAACCAGAAAGGGAUUUAGGCUCUAUAGCCACUUUUGCACCAGGAGCAGUUUACCUUGGGCACCAUAGAGUUUACUUGGUGACUGGCUGUUUUCCAUUUAUCAAUACAUUCAAAGGGAAUCUCUACAUUUUAGUAACAUAUUAACAACUUUAGGACAUAACUAUGAGAACAUUGGAAUUACAGUCAUAAAUAAAUUGAUGAUAGAGUCUACAUUUCAAUGUGAAAUGUUCAUUUGUAAUUUGCAGGGAUAACAUUAUCAUGGAUAGACAGGCCCACCGAUAUAAACAAAAGAAAAUAAAAUUAUUGGGGUAUUGCUAGUUUUUCCACUUCUCCCACAUUUAUGACACUGGAUAGUUAUCUCAUAAUCUCUAUGACAAUAACAUGCUGGAAAGCAGUGCUGCCCAUCUAGGACGGCAUUCUAGCCUAGAUUUUUGCUACAUCCAUACCCUUAAUUAUUUCACUCUGUAUUAAACCCUUGAUUAUUUAAUCGAUAACCACUGACACCUGUUGUGGAAGGACUGGAGCUGUGCACCUCUACUGUAAAGCUUUGAUUGGAUGAGUACUCUUGGAAAAUGACCAGCAUUUAAGACAAACAAAACCAAAUAAUUUUUAAAAUAUAUAAAUGUUGUAGGGAUGCCCCUGAAAUUGCAUUACUCACUUAAUAAUGAAUAGAAUUGCAACUGAUCUUUCUGUUUUAAAUGAUGGGACCAUUAAAAAGGUGACACUUUAAAGAGCAUACAUAUUAAACCAUGGUAAUGACUUCAGUAAAUUCCAAUGGCGAAUUGCUACCAAAUUAAGGUAAUAUAUACAAGAAAUGAUUAUAAACUACCAUUACAGUUUAUAACAAAAAGGCUCUAAGGUCGGCUCCUGUCAAAACGCAUAUCACCCCCCUUCUGGUUUUGACCACAUUCAAUAUUAAAUAUUUCAUGGGCCUUUUGAUUUGCUUCUGAUAAGAAUUGUAUACCCAAUAAUGUUAUGCACCUUACUGUUAAAUUGUAUUGGUCACCUGUAAAUAGACAGCUAAAUAUAUAUUUUUUUGCUAAUUUGCUAACCAAUGAAAAAGUUUUUAAGUCUUAGACUACCUAGAUUUCUGUACACUAUUCAGACAUAGUUUACAUUGGUGAGAUUAAUAACCCAUAAUCAAUCAGGCUCCAAUUACAGACAGACCUGGGCUCUUGAAAAGUGCCUUUAUUCUUUUUCGUGAAAUAUGAAAUAUUAAUAUUAAAAUUGGCAUUAGAAAAAGGUGUAGGAAUUUAACUAGCUAACAAAUAGAUUUAUUAUGUGAAAUAAUGUAGAGGAAACAAAAGAAUACCUAAUUAAGUGCAUCUAAAAUGUCAAGACAAAUAACCACAUUUAUAUUGUGUUAUUCACAAUGAUGUUGUACCAUGAGCCACUUAUGUAUUUUUCAAUAAUCUUUUCUUUAUUAUGUUUUAAAAAAUGGAAAGCUGCCCUACUGUAUUUAACCUCCCCGUUCUUCGUAUGAAUUUGCAUUAUUGCUACAUUUUCAACUUUUUUUUGACAAAAAGGCUUAGUGUUGUCAGCGUGUCCUUUAGCAAAAAAUUAUAUGUAACAACUUGGAAUUAAUUAACAUUUUUUUCUGGCUAUUACAGUUUUUCUCAACUAGUGAUUACAAUACACAUUCUUGUAUAAGGAUCAUAGCUCAGUGAGGCAAAUGUUCUGCCUAAGAAAUCUGUGCAUAUAGGUAGAGGUAUAGUAUGAUCAAUAUUGCACGGUUUUCAGAGUAAUCCAUUUCUAAUCAGGUUGCUUUGCUUGUUCUGGAGUAGAACAUAAUAUUGAAAUGUAUAGGGUGAGGAAAUAAAGCAUUGAAAAGUGCUGUGGAGCCCUUUGGUGUUAACCAGAAGACUCUAAGCAACAGAUAUAGAAUACCAUAAGUGGGCAACAGUGGAAAGGAAGUUGGUCAGAACUGGUAUGCUAGUUAAAGAGUGGCUGAUUAUGAGUAAGCCAGCUGCUGGUGUAGUUUACAACAGGAUGUUAGUAGAUCAUCAGAAAAUGAUUAAAACCUGUAACUUUCUAUCUGUCUUUUUUAUACAGUAGGAACUGUAAUCAAAUCCCUGAAUAUGUUGUGGACAAAUAAAGCCUGUGUUUUCUAGAACUGUAUGAUGCCACUGGUGACUCAUGAAGGUUAAAACCUAAAACAAAAUGUGUCCUAAGACCUUGCUUUUGCUUCGUCAACAAUUAGAAGCUGCUGUCACAGCUGUAAGCAGAUAAUAACGAUAAAGCCGAUCAAUACAUGGAAUCAUGCCUUAAUUAGCUUAAGUGUUGUACAAAAUGCAAGUCUUGUGCUCACUACUGAGUAUUAAUACUACCUAACUACCUAGUUGUAUUACACUGCUUUCUUACCUUAUACAAUGCACUAUCUAUUGUUGUGCACAACCUCUUUAAAAAGUAUGAAAGAUAUUGUGAUAUUCUUUUUUAUUGCUAGUGCACUUUGGUGUGAAACAGCAGUUUUUUGCUUUGUGCUAAAUUUGCUGGGGAAAACUGUGUUCUUGGCAUCUUUGUAAAAGAAAACGACCUCAAUUUUAAAGAACAGGUAUAGCAUGUAGAUUUUAACGUGUUUUAAAUUGAUGAACUAAAGUGGAAAAAAUAAAAGUUGCAAAAUAAUUUUCAGCCUUGUUAUUUCCAAUUGGUGAAGUUGAAAUUAACUCCAAAUGGAAGUGGCUUAAAAUGGAAGAGCCUAUUGUAUGUAUUGCCUGCACAACAUUUAAGAUUUACAGUGUAUAACUACACAGGGGUAACACAUCAUCCAUUAUAGUAUUUACCAUGAGAAAUCCUUCUUUGUGUACUGAAAAAGAAAAUUACAUUUCUAUGGUUUUACAAAAAGAUGACGCAGAUGAAUGCAAAUUGUUCCAAAGACAUGGCUCCCUCUGCUGGGAUAGAUACGGGCUUAGCUAGACUAACUACGCUAGUUGAGAUUUAGCUCAAGGUCUCUGAAAACACAAUAAACAAGUGUGUUCAUGCUUGCUUCAAUGGGCAAAUGGGAGAUGCAAAAUUAGUAAUGUAUUGGAUCUCUCUCUCUGCUCUCUUCCAGUGUCACUGCAGCCAAAAGUAAAAGAUGUGUGUUCUUUUUACACUGACCUUUAUAUAUAUCUUGAAGGCAAUCUGUGUUUCUUACAUUCUCCCUUCGUUAUCACAACUGGUUAAACUACUGCUUAAAUACAGUAUUGUCCUGAAGUUCUUUUAUCCAUUCCAGCGGCAUCACCCUUCUGAGGGGGGGUCAACGCUCCUGUAGUGGGCAGUGUUGUGUGAUACAGUGCCAUUACAGAUUCUUUCCCGUCUCCUGUCGGUGAGAUGAGAGGAGGUUAAAAGCUCUAUAAACAAGAAUGCAGACGAGUUAAUGCAUCGUGGUGCACAUGGUUGCCAGUUCGCACCUAGUUACACUCCGUCCCCCUGCCCAGGACGUUGCCCCGGCCAAAACAGCCCCAUAUUCAGUCCACAAU
Molecule: messenger RNA, 6093 nt
Organism: Polyodon spathula (Mississippi paddlefish)
Lineage: Eukaryota; Metazoa; Chordata; Actinopteri; Acipenseriformes; Polyodontidae
Gene: esr1
Product: estrogen receptor 1
Exons: 10
Coding region: 473-2200 (575 amino acids)
Biological process (GO): regulation of DNA-templated transcription; steroid hormone receptor signaling pathway
Cellular component (GO): nucleus
Molecular function (GO): steroid binding; sequence-specific DNA binding; DNA-binding transcription factor activity
Source: RefSeq, a predicted model, not a curated record